Molecule: messenger RNA, 444 nt
Organism: Porites evermanni
Lineage: Eukaryota; Metazoa; Cnidaria; Anthozoa; Scleractinia; Poritidae
Source: the annotation of a GenBank genome assembly
CUUCAAGCAGCCGGCAUACUUCCUCAAGCUCAGAAGGAGCCAAAUGGUUCGAACACCACUCCGGCUGCUGCUGUACAGGGGUCAGUAGCGGCCGUAAUCCAGGACAUUACCGGUGAGAGACCUCCUCCUACGAACCCUUCGACCAUAUGUACCAGCCCGCUAUCAAUAAAUAGCAUAGCUCAGUCUAAUGACCGGCCCCAGCUGAUUCAUCAACAAAUCGCUGUACCUCUCGCCUCCAGGGUGUCUGAUAAAAUUCAAUCAAAAAUUUGGGCAAACGAGUAUAUUGAUUUAGCAACCCUAUUGCAAAUAGCAUCCCCAAACCAGUCACAGUACAAUUUUGUUGUUCAAACGCAACACUCUUCAGAUCGGCCGGUCAUUAGCCUCGAGCCAGCACAGAAACCUAAGAGAAUUGCCACUAUAGACCAAUGGAUAUCGGCCUUUCAA